Westerdykella ornata is the source of this 2052-nucleotide messenger RNA. Its product is annotated as eukaryotic translation initiation factor-like protein 2 subunit gamma. The coding region runs from base 125 to 1630 and encodes 501 amino acids. Gene Ontology annotation, molecular function: tRNA binding; GTPase activity; translation initiation factor activity. Gene Ontology annotation, biological process: formation of translation preinitiation complex; positive regulation of translational fidelity. The transcript is spliced from 5 exons. The record is from RefSeq and is a predicted model, not a curated record. NCBI's taxonomy places the organism in Eukaryota, Fungi, Ascomycota, Dothideomycetes, Pleosporales, Sporormiaceae. Gene Ontology annotation, cellular component: cytosol; eukaryotic translation initiation factor 2 complex.
CGCCGCCACAACACCCCCGACCCCGCCGUCUCCUUUUCAAGAAUAGCUGGAAACAACCUGAUAUACGAACAACCCCAGACUAUACUGUCGAAAACCCGCGUCAAAAAGUCGCCUUCUGCCCAGCAUGGAUUCGGAGUCGGAACAUGAUCACCGCGAUGAAGAGAGCGUAGCCUCUGGCGCUGAAGAGGUGGAGGAAACGAAGCCCAAGUCUGCAUUGAAGAAGACGCGAGAGGUGCUGCCACCUGUUGAGCGACCAAAUCUUCCGGAACAACCAGAUCCGGCGACCGUUGACUUCUCUAAAUUGAACCCUCUUUCUCCAGAAAUCAUCAGCCGCCAGGCCACGAUCAAUAUAGGAACGAUCGGCCAUGUCGCUCACGGGAAAAGUACAGUCGUCAAGGCUAUCUCAGGGGUUCAGACUGUUCGAUUCAAGAAUGAGCUGGAGCGGAAUAUCACCAUCAAGCUUGGUUAUGCGAAUGCGAAGAUCUACAAAUGCGACAAUGAGGAAUGCCCACGGCCGACUUGCUACAGGUCAUACAAGAGCGAGAAGGAGGUGGAUCCGCCUUGCGAACGAGAAGGAUGCACUGGUACCUACCGCCUACUCCGUCACGUUUCAUUCGUCGACUGCCCCGGUCACGAUAUUCUCAUGAGCACUAUGUUGUCUGGCGCCGCUGUCAUGGAUGCCGCACUUCUCCUCAUCGCCGGUAACGAACCAUGCCCUCAACCUCAGACGAGUGAGCAUCUUGCAGCCAUUGAGAUCAUGAAGCUCAGCCACAUCAUCAUCCUUCAGAACAAGGUGGAUCUGAUGCGACAAGAUAGCGCAGCGGCACACUAUCAGUCUAUCCUGAAGUUCAUUCGCGGCACAGUCGCGGAUGGCUCGCCCAUUAUCCCCAUUUCCGCCCAGCUCAAGUUCAACAUCGACGCCGUGAACGAAUACCUUGUCACCAAGAUUCCGGUUCCAGUACGGGAUUUCUCGGCAAAACCGCACAUGAUGGUCAUCCGAUCCUUCGACGUGAACAAGCCGGGUGCCGAGAUUGACGAACUGAAAGGUGGUGUUGCUGGUGGCAGUAUUCUGACCGGUGUGUUGAAGUUGGGUGAUGAGAUUGAAAUUCGACCUGGUAUUGUCUCGAAGGACAGCCAAGGCAAGAUCCAGUGCAAACCGAUUUACUCGCGAGUCGUCUCUCUAUUCGCAGAACAUAACGAUCUCAAAUUUGCCGUUCCAGGGGGUCUGAUCGGUGUCGGUACUCGUGUGGACCCUACCCUUUGCCGUGCUGAUCGUCUCGUUGGUUUCGUCCUUGGCCUCCGAGGCCAUCUUCCCAACAUUUACAGUGAGCUCGAGGUCAACUACUUCCUCCUUCGAAGAUUGCUCGGUGUGAAGACCGCGGAUGGCAAGCAGGCGAAGGUUGCGAAACUCGCUAAGAACGAGGUCCUCAUGGUCAAUAUCGGCUCAACGGCUACUGGUGCAAAGGUUAUUGCUGUGAAAGCUGAUGCUGCAAGGUUGCAGCUCACAUCCCCCGCAUGCACGGAGAUUGGGGAGAAGAUUGCCUUGUCUCGUCGUAUCGAGAAGCACUGGAGGUUGAUUGGAUGGGCUAAUAUCGUAGCUGGCAAUGUCCUUCAACCCCAAGAGGACUAAGUAGGGCUGCAUAUGAACCGUGGUGGUUUGGAAGGACCUUACGAUGACAUGAUCAAACGGACGCGCAGAACUAGUAUGACAGAGUGUUCGAGUGUCAUGCUUGAUCUGCCUCUACGCCUUGCAUGCGAGUACGAGCGCUAUCGUUACAUUGAUAGAUGGGUGGUUGGCUUGCAUACGUGGUCUGCAAAGACAGGAGCUGGCAUGUUUUGUGCUACAUAGUGGUAAUGUAGGGCAAAUAGUGUUCGGGGAACCACACAAAUCUCGAGCAUCGAUAUGAUACACCGGCUGCGGAGUGGCAGAUCUAAGCGUGACUUGGUUGUUAGACCUUCUCAAAUGCCGUUCUCCUAUCGUAUUAGUUUAUAGUUCGGCGGCAAGCCAGCUGGGCAAACUUGGAGUCACCACACCAUAGUUAACAUUAUGCA